Rhodofomes roseus is the source of this 1068-nucleotide messenger RNA. RefSeq names its product concanavalin A-like lectin/glucanase domain-containing protein. Gene Ontology annotation, molecular function: glycosyltransferase activity; hydrolase activity, hydrolyzing O-glycosyl compounds; chitin binding. The transcript is spliced from 8 exons. Bases 1 to 1068 code for a protein of 355 amino acids. NCBI's taxonomy places the organism in Eukaryota, Fungi, Basidiomycota, Agaricomycetes, Polyporales, Fomitopsidaceae. The record is from RefSeq and is a predicted model, not a curated record. Gene Ontology annotation, cellular component: fungal-type cell wall. Gene Ontology annotation, biological process: carbohydrate metabolic process; fungal-type cell wall organization.
AUGCUUGGGAGGUCGCGUGUGGCUUGCUCUGAACGCGGUGUGUCUAGUAAUGCGACUCAGUUGUGUGGGUCGCAGAACCCCUGUUGCAGUUCUUACGGGUUCUGUGGGAGUGGUCCCGACUUCUGCUUCGGUGGAUGUGACCCCCUCGGUUCCAACACCCUGACCUCCUGCAUGCCCGAGCCGCUCUGUGAAAGCCAGAACAUUACCUUCUCCAGCUUCGACCGCAUCCUCAUGAACACGACGCAAUACAACGGCAACGCGAGCGAAUGGGACUUCAUCCUCCAGCAGGGCAACAUCCUCAACACCACUGCCGGCGAACUCGUCCUCACGCUCAGCGAAGAGAACAACGGCACGUUGCUCACUUCGACGCGUUACGUCCAUUAUGGCCAGAUCACGGCAAGGAUGAAGACUGGCCGGUGGGCUGGUGUCGUGACGGCUUUCAUUACGAUGUCGGACAUCAAGGACGAGAUUGACUGGGAGUUCCCUGGCAACAAGACGACUGAGGGCCAAACCAACUUCUUCUGGCAAGGCCUGAUUCCUACGCAGACCGCUGGCCAAACGACCGGUAACCUGACUGACACGUUCAGCAACUACCACGACUACACGCUCGACUGGACGGAGGACAGCCUGACUUGGCUCGUCGACGGCAGCGUCGUGCGCACGCUGACGCGCGCGGAGGCGACCGACAACUCGACGGGCGUCAGCCGCUUCCCGAACACGCCGAGCCGCAUCGAGUUCUCCCUCUGGCCCGCCGGCAUCAGCAGCGAGCCCGCGGGCACGGUCGAGUGGGCGGGCGGCAUGAUCAACUGGGACGACCCGGACUACAAGUCUGCCGGCCACUUUUACGCGUACAUCGAGUCGGUCUCGGUCACCUGCAACGACCCGCAGGCGGCCAGCGGGAACAUCACGUCGUACGUGUACGGCUCGAACUCGUCCGCGUUCACGCCGGCGAUCACCCUCUCGAACGAGACCACGAUCGAGAGCAACGGCGCGCUCGCGGCCGUGCCCGCGUCGUUCAAGUGGGCGCUUGUCGCCUCCGGCGCGGCGAUGCUCCUCGCGCUCUUCUAA